UGUCCUGUCUUUCCUUCAAGGAAUGGCAAUGACAAAUACACUUUUUGUUUGCCUUUAUUAUGCUACCUGGCUACUAUCCUUUUCAAAAGGUGGUUCUGGGUUAGUGUAUAGUAAGGAGGCUUACAAUUUCCUUCCUCCUUUAAUCAAAGAACUAUCAGAUCGUCCAAACUGGAAGGAAGGGACACCUGGGCCUCACUCUGUAGCUAUUAAAUACAUGAAAAGGCUGUACAAACUGUCUGCCACAAAGGAGGGGGUUCCCAAGGCCCACAAAACCCUUGAUUAUAAUACAGUAAGGCUGUUCACUCCAACAACAGAGUGUAAACCAGGAGUGAAGCAGGAAAGGAAAGAUGAAAUUAAAUCACUGGAUUUGUCUUUUAACGUGGAUCGUGUUGCUGCUUUGGAACACCUACUCCAGUCAGUCUUACUUUACUCUGUAAGCAGACAAUUUUCAUCUUCCAACAUCACAUGCAUCUGUAUUUUGGAGAGCUUGGAUUACAAUUUCAAUAACCCAAUCUGCCCUCGUGCUCCUCACACCUUUGAAUUCCAGCUACACAACAGACAGAGGUGGGUUGAGAUCGAUGUGACCUCUUUUCUUCAACCAUUUAUUUCAAACAGACAGCACAUUCAUCUAGCCUUUAAUAUUACCUGUGUAAGAAACAACAAACCCUAUAAUCUUACAAUUGAGGGCCCAUUUAGAAUAACCAGGUCACUACCAUCUCUGCUUCUCUAUUUGAAUGAUACCAGCCCAAAAGCCUACCAGAGAAAGAAUGUACUUGACAAAAUGGAGCAUUCUGAUUGGUAUCAAAGGCAUCUUUCAAACACUGUAGACCAUUUUAAAAAAAAUCUUCAAGUGCGACAAGCAUUUCGCCACCGAAGAGAGGAUGGAUAUGAAGGAACAGAUGAGGAGAAGGUGACUGCUUUGCCACACACUUACAACUUCAGUGAAUACAUCAAGCAGUUCAUGCAUCCGCAAAAUGAGUGUGAGCUUCAUCGGUUCCGUCUUCGAUUCAGCCAGUUGAAUUGGGAUAAAUGGAUACUGGCACCCCACCGUUAUAGCCCAGAUUACUGCAAAGGAGAAUGUCCUCGCCUUGUUGGUCAUAAGUAUGGGUCUCCAGUUCACACAAUAGUUCAAAAUAUAAUCUAUGAAAAGCUGGACUCCUCCAUUCCACGACCAUCUUGUGUCCCUUCUGAAUACCGACCAAUGAGUGUUUUAACUAUUGAGCCAGAUAAUUCAAUUGCCUAUAAAGAGUACCAAGAUAUGAUAGCUACCAAAUGCACUUGCCGUUAGUCUUUGACGGUACAACUGGUCUUGGACAUCAUUUAUUAAAUAUUUGAUGCAAACAACAAUACUCUUAACAA
This is a messenger RNA of Bombina bombina (fire-bellied toad), 1359 nucleotides long. RefSeq names its product growth differentiation factor 9 (gene GDF9). The record is from RefSeq and is a predicted model, not a curated record. Gene Ontology annotation, biological process: BMP signaling pathway; SMAD protein signal transduction. Gene Ontology annotation, cellular component: extracellular region. Bases 23 to 1288 code for a protein of 421 amino acids. NCBI's taxonomy places the organism in Eukaryota, Metazoa, Chordata, Amphibia, Anura, Bombinatoridae. The transcript is spliced from 2 exons. Gene Ontology annotation, molecular function: cytokine activity; growth factor activity.